Quercus lobata is the source of this 522-nucleotide messenger RNA. RefSeq lists its product as uncharacterized. Bases 90 to 419 code for a protein of 109 amino acids. The record is from RefSeq and is a predicted model, not a curated record. The transcript is spliced from 2 exons. NCBI's taxonomy places the organism in Eukaryota, Viridiplantae, Streptophyta, Magnoliopsida, Fagales, Fagaceae.
GGUGAUAUUAACCAUCAGAGUGACAUACUUAUUUUCUACAUGUCCCUUAAAGCUUUUGGAUUGUCAAGCUUCUAUAGCUUCAGAAGAAAAUGUCAUUGUUAUUCUUCUUUUUGGGGUUUUUCUUUGUAUUUUAUCCCCGGUCUUGCACUGCUGUGUUUGUUCUUUUGCGUGCUGUCGUGCAUUUUCUAGCACUUCCUACAUCAGUUGUUAGGCUCACAGGGGUUGGUGAUUGCUUGGUUGGUGGGAUGCUUGCUUCCAUUUGCGCAGGUUUAAAUCUUAUACAGAGUGUGGUAGUUGGAAUUGCGGCAGCCAAAGCUGUUGUUGAGGCAGAGACCAGUGUGCCUACUGCAUUUAGUUUGGCCUCAAUUGCAGGAAAGACUGAAGUUGGAGCAGUUAUUGGUGUUGCUGGAAAGGACUGAUGAUAGGACGCACAGAAAGCACUGUCAUUGAUUAUGAACAAUAUACUUCUUCCCUUGUAAUCAAAUUUGUUGGGGUGGACCAUGAUAAAUUUAGUGUGAUGUA